This is a messenger RNA of Dictyostelium purpureum, 1840 nucleotides long. RefSeq lists its product as uncharacterized. The record is from RefSeq and is a predicted model, not a curated record. Bases 3 to 1457 code for a protein of 484 amino acids. Gene Ontology annotation, molecular function: toxin activity. The transcript is spliced from 5 exons. Lineage: Eukaryota; Evosea; Eumycetozoa; Dictyosteliales; Dictyosteliaceae. Gene Ontology annotation, biological process: symbiont-mediated killing of host cell.
CAAUGUCUCUUUCUAAUCAACAAAUUACACGUCUACAAGAUUGUAGAGAUAAAUCAAAAAAAGUUUAUGAAAACUAUGAUGAAAAACUUAAACUUUUUUUAGAGGAAAAAUUACAAGAGUUGAAAAAAAUAGAUAGUUCCUUUACUACCUUUGAUAAUGAACAAAUGAAUAAUGCAAAAAUAGCUUUUCAAGAGAUACAAGCUGAAAAGAGUGCCAAAGAACUUUAUGGUGAAUUUCCAUUUCAUGAUUUAUGGAAAAUUUUGGGUAUUGCAUUAUCAGCCGACCCAUAUGGUGUUGCACCAAUUAUCUUUGGUGCUCUAAACCUUCUUUUUGAAAAACUUGGUUUAUUCAACAGCCAAGAGGUGUUUUUCAAACAAAUCAUGGAAGCAGUUGAAAAGCUCAUUGAUAAAAAACUAAGUGAUGAAAGAAAAAGACAAUGCAUUAUUAGAUUCCAACAAAUUCAAAAAACUGGUGAUGAUUAUUAUAUUUUGGCUGAAGAGUAUUUCAAAAGAAAUGGUAAUAAAAAUGUAAAUGAUUCCUUAAUAUCAAAUGAAAUCAAAUCAAUGCCAAAUGAAACCCUCUCAUCAUCUCUCCAAGUCCAGCUAAUUCUAUAUCGUGAUAAAAUUACUGAUGGUUUGAUUUAUUUUGAGGAAGAAAGUGAAUUGAUAAAUACCAUUGGGUUAUAUAUUUUAACCGCUUCUCAAUACCUAUGUAUUCAAAGAGAUUGUGUGCUUUAUGGUAAAGAAUGGGGUUUCAGUGAUUUUGAUGUUAAUGAUGCUAGAUCAAGAAUCCAUUCUUAUACAAUUGACUUUUAUAAAACCAUACUUAAUGCUGGAUGGAAACUUUCACGUCAUGUUCAUGGUGAAAAUCUUUCACCAGUAUAUGGAUACUAUCGUCCACCCUAUUUUGAUGCUGCUACAGUAUUCAGAAGUGCUGACUUCACCUAUUUUCCAGUCAGAGCUUUUGACUACACUUCAACUCCUCCAAAUAUUAUUGAAGUUGAUGAUUCCAAAGGAUCACAUUUAUUUGGACUACCCCCUUCAUUAGGUUGGAAUACAUUUACACAUAGUUUGGCAGGUGGUUACCAGGUCCUUUCAGCACAAAACAUCUAUUUACCAUCAAUAUAUGUAAUUAAAUUCCCCAGUGCAAAAUCAAGAACAUUCAAAAUCAAAUUCCAUCAUAGAAUUUUUAAUGAAGCUAAUUGGACAUUAGUUGCUGGAGCUGUAGUUGAAAACUUUGUUUUUAAAGAAGGUACUGAAACUGAAAAAAGAAAUCCAUUCUUUGUUUAUCAUGAAAACUAUGAUCAUAAUCCAUCCUAUGGUGUAAAUGAAACAAAGGCAAUAACAGUUUCCACUCAACAAGUUAUGCUUACUUCAAAUAGAUCAUACACUAGUGAAAAGGUAACUGGAUAUAAGGGUACAUCAAUUCUCUAUUUAAUCGAAAUUAUUUUUGAUUAAAUUUUCAUUUUUUGUCCAUAAUUUUUGAUUAAAUUUUCUAUAAAAUUUCAAAAUAAAUGUUAUAUCAAAUUUAAAUGUUUAAUUAUUUUUAAAAAUCAUUUCAUAUCCAUAAAUAAUUAUAUUAAUUAAUAAUAUAACCUUUGUGUGGGCAAUAUAGUUUAAAAAAAAUUAAAAAAAUUAAAAAAAUUUUUUUUUUUUUUUUUGAUUUAUUUUUUUAUAUUUCUUAAAAAUAAUGGCAUGGAGAAAUGAUAAAUCAUUUUCUGAAAAGAUUACAAAUUUUAGUCACCAAUUUUUUGAAAAGAAAUUAGCUAAAAAAGGUAAGCCCAAUAUUGAAAAUAACGAAUGGACAGUACUAGCAACAAUUGUAUUGGUAAUUGACAAUC